This is a messenger RNA of Melampsora larici-populina 98AG31, 1113 nucleotides long. RefSeq lists its product as uncharacterized. Gene Ontology annotation, biological process: nuclear-transcribed mRNA catabolic process, deadenylation-dependent decay. Bases 1 to 1113 code for a protein of 370 amino acids. Gene Ontology annotation, cellular component: cytoplasm. The record is from RefSeq and is a predicted model, not a curated record. Gene Ontology annotation, molecular function: mRNA 3'-UTR binding. Lineage: Eukaryota; Fungi; Basidiomycota; Pucciniomycetes; Pucciniales; Melampsoraceae. The transcript is spliced from 6 exons.
AUGGGUCUCCAACCUACCAGCAUCCCGGCUCCCAGCUCGGGUCAUUCAAACCGUCAAGUUUCUCACAAGGGUAGCUUUGAUGGUAAUCGCGUCCACCGCAGCGCAAUCUUGGAAGAGUUCCGCAACAACAAACAUCGCCGAUGGGAGUUAACGGAUAUGGCCGGUCACAUUGUGGAGUUCGCUGGAGACCAAUUAGGCUCUCGUCACAUACAAUCCAAGCUUGACACUGCUACUACUGAAGAAAAAGAAAUUGUGUUUAAUGAAAUAUACCCAAAUGUCUUACAGCUUUCCAUGGACGUGUUUGCCAACUACGUUGUUCAAAAGUUUUUUGAGCAAGGAAAUCAAGCUCAAAAGACUCAAUUAGCCGAGUCCCUCCGUGGUCACGUGCUCCAGCUCUCUUUACAAAUGUAUGGAUGCCGAGUCAUUCAAAAGGCUCUGGAAUUUGUACUGGUUGAUCAACAACACGCCAUCAUCAAGGAGCUCGAGGGUGAAGUGAUCCAAUGUGCCAAAGAUCAAAACGCCAAUCACGUCUUGCAACGUUCUUUGGAACGUAUUGAUCCCAAGAUGAACCGAUUCAUCAGCCAGGCCUUUGUUGGUCAAGCCUUUGCUCUUGCUACUCAUCCCUAUGGAUGUCGUGUCUUGCAACGUGUCUUUGAGCAUAUGCCAGAAGACCAGACCCGAGGUUUACUCGAAGAAUUGCACCGAUUCUCUAACAACCUCAUGACCGAUCAAUACGGUAACUACGUUGCCCAAUGGAUCAUCACCGAUGGCAAGAAAGAGGACGCAGCGGCCAUGAUGGCUAAAGUCAAGGGCCAAGUCCUGUUGAUGUCAAAGCACAAGUUUGCUAGUAACGUGGUUGAAAAAGCUAUUCUCAAGUCUACCGAGGAAGAGAUGCACCAAAUGAUUGAAGAAAUCCUUGCGCCUCGUGCUGAUGGUACCUCGACUGUUGGUGUGAUGUUGAAGGAUGCGUUUGCGAAUUUCCCGCUACAAAAGUUCUUGCAAGCUUCCAAGGAGCCUCAACGUGCCUUGUUGUUUGAGGAGGUGGCCAGUCAAUUGAACCACAUGAAAAAGUACAGCCUCUCCUAUGGCAAGUAUUUGGUUGCAAGUAAGUGA